AACACACACCAAUAACUCCUAGCCAAGGCCACUAUGAAAACCAAUCCUGGGGUUCUCCAUAUAGUAUUAAUCAUCACUCUAGCUAUCCUAAUGGGCCUAGCUAAACCCGACCCGGACCCACUUCAGGAUUACUGUGUGGCCAACACAAAAGUCCCUCAAUCCAUAUACCUUAAUGGCGCUCCUUGCAUAAACCCAACUCAGGUCAUUGCUUCCCAUUUCACCACAUCAGUCCUGGCCAAGCCCGGUAACACAAAAGCCAACAUUUUUGGCUUCAAUGUCACUCUCACUAACAUUGUCAAUUUGCCAGGACUCAACACAAUGGGCCUGACCAUGGCUCGAGUCGACAUCGAGGCAAAUGGGCUUGUGCCGCCCCACUCUCAUCCGCGGGCCUCUGAAGUUACCAUCUGCCUGCAGGGUACCAUUCUAGUGGGCUUUGUUGAUACGUCUAAUCGUCUCUUCACGCAACAGUUACGAACCGGUGACUCGUUUGUGUUUCCAAAAGCUCUUAUUCAUUUUCUCUAUAAUAUCGACUCAAAGGCUCCAGCAUUGGCUGUGUCUGCGCUUAGUAGCCAAAACCCAGGUGCACAAUUGGCCUCUGUUGCUACAUUUGCAUCCAAGCCAUCGAUCCCAGAUCAAGUUUUGAGGAAAGCAUUUCAGAUUAACAGCCAAGAUGUUGCCAGGAUUCGUACAAAUCUUGGUGGUUGAUUCUGUGAGACUAAAUAAUGGUGUAUUAUUUGUCAACUUGAAAUGGUGCAUGGUGGUUAAAAUUUCACAAUAAAUAGACUUCCCAACCCCCUUUUUUUUUAUUUA
Tripterygium wilfordii is the source of this 810-nucleotide messenger RNA. Its product is annotated as germin-like protein subfamily 1 member 1. The record is from RefSeq and is a predicted model, not a curated record. Gene Ontology annotation, cellular component: cell wall. NCBI's taxonomy places the organism in Eukaryota, Viridiplantae, Streptophyta, Magnoliopsida, Celastrales, Celastraceae. Gene Ontology annotation, molecular function: manganese ion binding. The transcript has a single exon. The coding region runs from base 34 to 705 and encodes 223 amino acids.